Molecule: messenger RNA, 2799 nt
Organism: Colletotrichum chrysophilum
Lineage: Eukaryota; Fungi; Ascomycota; Sordariomycetes; Glomerellales; Glomerellaceae
Exons: 4
Coding region: 1-2799 (932 amino acids)
Biological process (GO): tetrahydrofolate interconversion
Cellular component (GO): cytosol
Molecular function (GO): methenyltetrahydrofolate cyclohydrolase activity; methylenetetrahydrofolate dehydrogenase (NADP+) activity; ATP binding
Source: RefSeq, a predicted model, not a curated record
AUGGUCGCUACCAAGAUUGAUGGCACUGCCAUCGCCAAGAAGAUCCGGGAGACGUUGGGGAACGACAUUCUCGAGAAGCAGAAGCUGAACCCUAGAUUCCAGCCUACUCUUACGAUCAUUCAGGCCACCUAUGUUCGCAUGAAGGACAAGGCCGCCAAGGAGGCAAACAUUGGAUGUGAACUGGUUCACUUUCCCGAGUCCAUCUCUGAGCCCGAGCUCCUUGACCGCAUCUACCGCCUCAACGACGACCCCGCCGUCCACGGUAUCUUGGUGCAAUUGCCUCUUCCCAAGCACCUCGAUGAGUACACUAUCACUUCUGCUGUUGCAGACGAGAAGGAUGUCGAUGGCUUCGGCACCAGGAAUAUUGGCGAGCUUGCGAAGCGGGGUGGUCGUCCUCCCUUCGUUCCCUGCACUCCCAAGGGCGUUAUGGUCCUGCUUCAGGAGGCUGGCGUCGACUUGAAGGGCAAGAACGCUGUUGUUCUUGGUCGCAGCGACAUCGUCGGCAGCCCUGUAAGCUACCUUCUUCGCAAUGCGGACGCCACUGUCACUGUAUGCCACUCCAAGAGUCAGGGCCUGCAGGAGCACCUCAAGGCAGCCGAUGUUGUCGUCGCUGCCAUUGGCCAGCCCGGCUUCGUGAAGGGCGAGUGGCUCAAGCCCGGCGUCGUUGUCAUCGACGUCGGUACCAACUACAUCCCCGAUUCUACCAAGAAGUCUGGUCAGCGUCUCGUUGGAGAUGUCGACUACGAGUCGGCUUCCCAGGUCGCUUCUCACAUUACCCCGGUUCCUGGCGGUGUCGGGCCCAUGACCGUCGCAAUGCUCAUGCACAACGUUGUCGACUCGGCCGUGCAGGCUUUUGAGCGUGAGAAGCAGAGGAAGAUUGUUCCUCUGCCUCUUCACCUCAAGGAGCCUGUCCCAUCUGACAUUGAGGUCUCCAGGGCCCAAAACCCCAAGCAGAUCACUCGUCUGGCUAAGGAGGUUGGUAUUGCUUCUCACGAGCUUGAGCCUUACGGUGCCUACAAGGCGAAGGUCGAUCUUAGCGUUCUGAAGCGUCUCGACCACCGCCGCAAUGGCAAGUACGUUGUCGUCACCGGCAUCACCCCUACUCCUCUCGGCGAGGGCAAGUCAACAACCACCAUGGGUCUCGCUCAGGCCUUGGGCGCCCACCUUGGUCGUGUCACCUUCGCAAACGUUCGUCAGCCCAGUCAAGGCCCUACCUUUGGCAUCAAGGGUGGUGCUGCUGGUGGCGGCUACAGCCAGGUUAUCCCCAUGGACGAGUUCAACCUCCACUUGACCGGUGAUAUCCACGCCAUUACUGCGGCAAACAACCUCCUCGCAGCGGCCAUCGAGACGCGCAUGUUCCACGAGGAUACCCAGAAGGACGGACCUCUCUACAGACGUCUUGUUCCCGCAAAGAACGGCAAGCGGGAGUUUGCGCCCGUCAUGUUCCGUCGUCUCAAGAAGCUGGGCAUUGAGAAGACCAACCCCGAUGAGCUCACGGAGGAGGAGGUCCGCCGCUUCGCCCGUCUGGACAUUGACCCUGAGACCAUUACGUGGAGACGUGUGCUGGAUGUCAACGACAGGCACCUUCGCGGUAUCACCGUUGGUGUUGCGCCCACGGAGAAGGGACACAAGCGUGAGACCGGCUUCGAUAUCUCCGUUGCCAGCGAGUGUAUGGCCAUCCUGGCCCUCAGCACCAGCUUGGCUGACAUGCGUGAGCGUCUUGGCCGCAUGGUUGUUGCCAGCUCCAGAAGCGGCGAGCCUGUUACUUGCGACGACCUCGGCGCUGGCGGUGCUCUCACCGCUCUCAUGAAGGACGCCAUCAAGCCCAACCUGAUGCAAACUCUUGAGGGAACUCCCGUCUUCGUGCACGCUGGACCCUUCGCCAACAUCAGUGUCGGCAACAGCUCCAUCCUGGCUGACAAGAUGGCCCUGAAGAUUGUUGGCACCGAGGCUGACGAGAACCCCGCCGAGAAGGCCGGUUUCGUUGUUACUGAGGCUGGUUUCGACUUCACCAUGGGCGGUGAGCGUUUCUUCAACAUCAAGUGCCGUGCCUCCGGUCUUGUUCCGGAUGUUGUCGUCGUUGUUGCCACUGUCCGUGCUCUGAAGGUCCACGGUGGUGGUCCUCCCAUCGCCCCCGGCGCUGCCCUCGAUGCCGUCUACAAGCAGGAGAAUGUCGACAUUCUUCGUGCUGGUUGCGUCAACCUCCGCAAGCACAUCAAGAACGCCAAGGCCUACGGCAUCCCCGUCGUGGUCGCCAUCAACAAGUUCAUCACCGACACCGACGCUGAAAUUGCAGUCAUCCGCGAAGAGGCCAUUGCCGCCGGUGCCGAGGACGCCAUCCUCUCCAACCACUGGGCUGAGGGUGGUAAGGGCGCUGUUGAGUUGGGCAAGGGCGUUAUCGCCGCCAGCGAGAAGCCCAAGGACUUCAAGCUCCUCUACGAUCUCGAGGGAUCCGUCCAGCAGCGCAUCGAGGCCAUUGGCCAGAAGAUGUACGGUGCUGCGGCCGUCGAGUUCAGCGAGCUGGCUCAGAAGAAGGUCGACACCUACACAAAGCAGGGCUUCGGCAACUUGCCUAUUUGCGUUGCCAAGACCCAGUACUCCCUUUCCCACGACCCCAACCUGAAGGGCGCCCCGACCGGCUUCACAGUUCCUGUUAGGGACGUGAGAAUGGCCGCCGGUGCUGGUUACCUGUAUGCGCUCGCCGCCGACAUCCAGACCAUCCCUGGUCUGCCCACAGCUCCGGGUUACCUGAACGUCGAUGUCGACACCGAGACUGGUGAGAUUGACGGCCUGUUCUAA